Hemibagrus wyckioides is the source of this 746-nucleotide messenger RNA. It is a transcript of the gene ap4s1, whose product is annotated as adaptor related protein complex 4 subunit sigma 1. The record is from RefSeq and is a predicted model, not a curated record. Bases 180 to 614 code for a protein of 144 amino acids. The transcript is spliced from 6 exons. Gene Ontology annotation, cellular component: intracellular membrane-bounded organelle. Gene Ontology annotation, biological process: vesicle-mediated transport; protein transport. Lineage: Eukaryota; Metazoa; Chordata; Actinopteri; Siluriformes; Bagridae.
UUGACCAAAACAAAAUGGCUGAACCGGAGAUUAGUUGACAAAGUCAGCUGUCUGCAUUUACGGUUUCUACCGGCUGCUUUUCAGAGGCUAGGGCAAUGCUAUCAUGUGAUAAGUGUUGUAGGCUUAACAAGACGACCUAAACUGCUGUUAAAUACACGGGUGUCUUCUCUCAAGUGAUCAUGAUCAAGUUCCUGUUGAUGGUCAAUAAACAGGGUCAAACUCGCCUGUCUAGACAUUAUGAGCAAGUGGACAUUGGUAAGAGAGCUGCUCUGGAGUCCGAUGUGGUCAAGGCCUGUCUAUUCAGGAUGAAAGACGAGUGCUCAUUUGUGGAGUACAAGGAUUACAAGCUGGUGUAUCGGCAGUAUGCAGCUCUUUUCAUUGUAGUUGGUAUCACUGACAGUGAAAAUGAACUCUCCAUUUAUGAGCUCGUCCACAACUUUAUUGAAGUGCUUGACAAGUACUUUAGUCGGGUGAGUGAACUAGACAUUAUGUUUAAUUUGGACAAAGUACACAUCAUUCUUGAUGAGAUGAUCCAGAAUGGACACAUUGUGGAAACCAACAAAAACCGCAUACUUGCACCACUGCUGGCCUUAGACAAGAUGGCAGAAGGAUAAAUAAACAGCUACAGUAUGAAAACUGUUGUUGUGCACAAUUUAUUAGCCCUUCUAUUCCCCAACCCUCUUGUCAUUUAGCCCUCACAGUUUAACUGUAUUUGUUCAUGGACUUUACACAACAGCUACAUAAAU